Molecule: messenger RNA, 714 nt
Organism: Lactuca sativa (garden lettuce)
Lineage: Eukaryota; Viridiplantae; Streptophyta; Magnoliopsida; Asterales; Asteraceae
Product: secreted RxLR effector protein 161-like
Source: RefSeq, a predicted model, not a curated record
AUGGUUGCUGACUUUGCUAAACUCAUGAUCAAUCGAUUCCAAAUGAGCAUGAAUCGAGAGUUGAGCUUCUUUCUUGGUCUUCAAGUCAAACAGACUAACAGAGAAAUUUUCAUUUACCAAGAGAAGUACAUGUCAGAAGUCCUCAAAAAAUACUCAAUGGAGACAUGUGCCUCUACAAAGGUGCCGAUGGGCUUCGGACACAAGAUCUUUGCCGACCCUUCUGGUGUUCCUGUGGAUGAAAAGAAGUAUCGUGGAAUGAUUGGAUACCUACUCUAUCUCACAACAAGUCGUCCGAAUAUAAUGUUUUCCACAUGCCUAUGUGCCAGAUUUCAAGUCAACACAAAGAUGUCCCAUCUUUUAUCUAUGAAACAAAUUUUCCGAUACCUUAAAGGUACCAAGUGUCUCGGAAUCUGGUACCCAGCAAAUGAGAGCUUCCUACUUCAAGCUUAUUCAGAUUUGAACUAUGGUGGUCUUCAAAUUGAUAGAAAAAGCACUGUGGGUGGAUGUCAAUUCUUAGGUGGUCGUUUGGUCAGCUGGUCAUCCAAGAAACGUAAUUGCAUUGCACUCUCUACACCCAAAGCGGAAUACAUUGUUGCUGCCAGCUGUACAUCUCAAGUUUUGUGGAUGAAAUCUCAACUCCUUGAUUAUGGUUACCACUUUCAACACAUUCCUAUCUAUUGUGACCCUCAAUGUAACAUACCGAAUUUCAGGUAA